UCCUGAUGUCACGACCCAGCUGUUGGCUAUAGACUGUUUUUUCGGGUCGGGUGCUGCGCGUACGCGCCACUGCCAUGUUUUUUUUCCCUCCUCCUUCUGCGUGCAUUGAUAAAAUGUGCAUAACGAGGAAAUGGCAAGCCCCCGAUGACUCAUAAUACAUCAAUGGAUAUAAUUCUUUCUCUUUCAGUUGAUUGACUAAUUGAGCUAAUCCUGCUCACAGGUACAUUCCGGAAUACGUUUUGAUUUUUUUUUUCUGGAAGAGUGCACGGUUGUGAUAGAAAUACGCUCUCGCGUUUUGCUUUUUGGAAGGACUGAAGCCGCCAGCAGUCAGACGCAACAGCAAGAGGCUGAGGGAGGUGCUCUUCGCACACCUUACCUAGGGGCGUGAAGGGAAUGUCUUGGCCGACCGCUCCGCUGUAAAUGGGUCAGCUGUCCAAGACGAGAGAGAAGUCCAAUAUGGGGAUGGAUGAGAGGUCAUGCGUGUCAGUCAGCUGAGGCCUGCGGUGCAAGCCCCGCCCCCGCCUGGCCACAGGCAUGUACAGGAGGAAUGGGCUUAUGGCCAGUGUUACCGUCACCUCCGCCACUCCAGAGGGCAGCAGCAGCUCAGAGUCUCUGGACGGGCGGAGUGUGGACUACGCCAAAAGUUACGAUGCUGUCGUGUUUGACGUGCUGAAGGUGACGCCUGAGGAGUUCGCCAGCCAGAUUACAUUGAUGGAUGCCCCAGUAUUCAAAGCUAUACAGCCAGAGGAGCUGGCCAGCUGCGGGUGGAACAAGAAGGAGAAGCACAGCCUGGCGCCCAACGUGGUGGCCUUCACGCGCAGGUUCAACCAGGUCAGCUUCUGGGUGGUGAGGGAGAUCUUGACAGCUCAAACCCUGAAAAUCCGAGCAGAAAUAUUGAGUCAUUUCAUUAAGAUUGCAAAGAAACUGCUGGAGCUGAACAACCUCCACUCCCUGGUUUCUGUGGUCUCCGCCCUGCAGAGCGCCCCCAUCUUCAGACUGAGCAAGACCUGGGCGCUGAUCAGCCGGAAGGACAAGGCCACGUUUGAGAAGCUCGACUACCUGACCUCCAAGGAGGAGAACUACACACGUAUGAGGGAGCACAUCCGGUCGCUGAAGAUGGUCCCCUGUAUCCCCUACCUGGGGAUCUACCUGUUCGACAUGAUCUACAUCGACUCCGCCUACCCCGCCUCUGACAGCAUCAUCGAGACGGAGCAGAGGACCAAUCAGAUGAACAACCUCCUCCGGGUCAUCUCCGACCUGCAGGUGUCCUGCAUCUACGAUCACCUACUGAUGCUGCCACAUGUGCAGAAGUACUUGAUGUCGGUACGCUACAUCGAAGAACUUCAAAAGUUUGUGGAGGACGAUAACUACAAGUUGUCUCUGAAGAUUGAGCCAGGGAACAGCUCCCCGCGCCUGGUGUCCUCCAAGGAAGACCUCGCAGGACCUUCAGAGGUGGCGGCCUCGGUGAGGUAUAACCGCCGGCCCACCUGCCCGGACACCUCCGUGGGCGCCCACAUGCCCACCCCCCCUCCGUCCCGCCAUAGGAAGAGCCACAGCCUGGGCAACAACAUGAUGUGCCAGUUCAGCGUUGUGGAGAGCAAGAGUGCCACCUUCCCCACGGAGAAACCUCGCCACCUGCUGGACGACAGCUUCCUGGAGUCCCACAGUCCAGCACGCAACCACACACACAACUCCGUCUUCACCAACGGCAUGUCCCGAGGAAGCAGUGAAAGUUCGUUCAGUGAGGAGCUGUCGUCCGGGGUGGAGAGGGGCCGCAUGUAUGCCACCCUUGGCCCCAACUGGAGGCUUGCGGCUGGGAAUUCUCCUCGCAGCCGGAGCUAUAUUUGCAGCCCCUCUGGCGCCAGCUCCAGCUACGAGUGCAGCUCUAUGGGCAGCGUCACCAUGGAGGGCCCCCUUCGGAGGAAGACGCUGUUGAAGGAGGGCAGGAAGCCAACGCUGUCUUCCUGGACACGUUACUGGAUCGCCCUCUCUGGCUCCACCCUCAUCUACUUUGGGGCUAAAGCCCUGCGAGCCUCUGAAAGGAAGCAUUAUAAGUCAACUCCCUGUAAAAAGAUUACCAUCACCGGCUGGAUGGUGGUGCUGCCCGACGACCCCGAGCAUCCCAACAUCUUUCAGCUGAACGACCCCGACAAAGGUAAUGUUUACAAGUUUCAGACCGGAUCCAGGUUCUCUGCAAUAAUAUGGCACAAGCACCUGGAGGACGCCUGUAGGAGCAGUAGGCCCCAGAUACCAGCCAAUCUUAUGUCCUUUGAGUAGCCGUCGCUGACGUCUUGUGGACAUGAAGUGCCAACCCCCCCGGGAUGGGAGAUGUGAGCACAUGCGAAAUACAGGGGCCAAUCAGAGAACAACGCAGCAGUCUUACACCCCGUCACAGCGGCGGGCUGAGCGGGCGACACCCCCUGGGCGGGGCUUCAUGUGUGAAACUGUCAGAGCUCAUGGACUCAUGCCGCCGAAGGACACAGACACAGCGGUUCUUUUCUUG
Molecule: messenger RNA, 2503 nt
Organism: Megalops cyprinoides (Indo-Pacific tarpon)
Lineage: Eukaryota; Metazoa; Chordata; Actinopteri; Elopiformes; Megalopidae
Gene: ralgps1
Product: Ral GEF with PH domain and SH3 binding motif 1
Exons: 21
Coding region: 535-2277 (580 amino acids)
Biological process (GO): positive regulation of GTPase activity; Ras protein signal transduction
Cellular component (GO): plasma membrane
Molecular function (GO): guanyl-nucleotide exchange factor activity
Source: RefSeq, a predicted model, not a curated record